Messenger RNA from Abrus precatorius (Indian licorice), 599 nucleotides. Its product is annotated as dolichol-phosphate mannose synthase subunit 2. NCBI's taxonomy places the organism in Eukaryota, Viridiplantae, Streptophyta, Magnoliopsida, Fabales, Fabaceae. Bases 219 to 461 code for a protein of 80 amino acids. Gene Ontology annotation, cellular component: dolichol-phosphate-mannose synthase complex; endoplasmic reticulum membrane. The record is from RefSeq and is a predicted model, not a curated record. Gene Ontology annotation, biological process: GPI anchor biosynthetic process. Gene Ontology annotation, molecular function: enzyme regulator activity. The transcript has 3 exons.
UUUGAAGUGUGCGUAUAGCAUUGGCAUUGGCAUUCCAUUCCGUUGCCUGAUGAACGAAGAGCCUUUGCUGUAUUGAGUGGGCUAAGUAGGGUUUGAGUGCAAUAGAUUGAUCCCUUCCAUCGAUAUAAUCCUCAUAUUCUUCCAGAUCUCGCAAACUACGUCAACGAUCAGUGAUCUGUGUCUUUUGUUCACAGGAAGUGAGAACAAUAAGCAUCAAAAUGGAAUUGGCAGAUAGAGCAGUUGGAUUCCUAUUAUCCUUUAUUAGCUUAUCGAUAUUCACUUAUUAUACUUUCUGGGUUAUCAUCCUGCCAUUUGUAGAUGAUGAUCACUUUGUGCACAAGUAUUUCUUACCCCAAGAGUAUGCUAUCCUAAUACCAGUAUCUGCUGGCGUGGCACUUCUUUGCUUCUUAUGCAUAUUUAUUGGAUUCGUGAUGCUUAAAUCUAAAAAGAAGAAGGCUUAAAUUUUUAUUACCCUUUUGCCGCACAAUUUGUGUUGAACUUUUGAAAAACAUCGAAUAUUAAAUGUAUUUGCAACCAUUUUACCUUUACCUUCUAUUUCUUACAAAAACAAAGAUAAGUUUUUUUCACCGUCUUCCCAU